AUGCCCUCGCAGCGGGUGAUGGAGCUCUGCAACGCGGACGAGACGGUGACGCGCGCGCAGGCGGAGCGGCCGACGACGCCCGUGAAGCACACCCGGAAACGACUGUUCGGGAGCGGGAAGCCGGGCGCGAAGGCGGAGCAGGCGAAGGAGAAGGGGGAGGAGAAGGAGGAGGACGUGCUGAGGAGCGCGGAGCGGUGCGGCAAGUUCCCGUACACGCCGUCUGAGCUGUUCUUGAAGGUGUACAACGACGCGCUGGGUGCGCUAGACGCGGACCCUUUGUCGAACAUGGUGUCGCCGAGCCUGUCCGGCUCGUCGGGCGUCAUCCCGCUCUCGAUCGUCUCGGUCAUCCCCGACAUCAUGCGGCACUACGCGGACCUCAUCGUGCGCGCCGAGACCGAGGUCUUCCUCGCGACGAACUACUGGGAGCCCAGCCACUCGUCCACCAUCAUCUCCGACUCUCUGCGCGAGCUCUCCAAGCGCGUGGCCAAGCGUAAUGGUGAAAAGGUCGUGGUGAAGCUCAUGUACGACCGCGGCUCGCUCUCGCAGCUGCGCAACAACCACGUCUACGUCCUCCCCAAAGACUGGAAAGCCGUGAACCUGCCCACGGAGGACGAGCUCCCCGGCGUCGCAUUGGAAGUGGUCAACUUCCACCGGCCCGCGCUCGGCACGUUCCACGCCAAGUACCUCAUCGUCGACCGCAAGGUCGCGUGCAUCAACUCGAACAAUAUCCAGGACAGGCCGAACGUGGAGAUGAUGGUGCACCUCGAGGGACCCAUUGUGGACUCGUUCUACGAUAUGGCAUUGCUGAGCUGGAGCAAUGCGAUGAACCCGCCGCUGCCGCUGUUGGGCCAUGAGACGGUGUAUCCCGAGGAGUACAAGUUUAAUCAUGAGAACGGGCACUUGAAGUACAUCAACCAAGAAGCCACGUCCAAAGCGACGCGCGAAUACCUCAAAAAGCAACACACGCUCAACGAGGCCGAGAUGGAAGACCUGCUCCCCUGGGCGCGGCGCUUCACUUUGGGCCCGCACAACACCAAUACCGACGGCGAACAGAUCGACGCGGAGACGGCGGACAGGCAGCGCAAGAAGUUUUUGGCGGAGCAUCCGAAUAUGAUGGUGCCCCAUGCGAGCGCUACGAAUAUGGAUGCGGUCGAGGAGGGCGAGGAGGGGAGAGGGGGUGGGUCUCCUAGCUCUGGGUCGGGGAGUGGGUCGACGAGCAGUGAGUCGGGCACUGCGACGCCGACGGGAUCUGCGGGCGAGAGGGACGGCGAGGUCGUCGCGAACGGGCUUGGGAACGCGAACGGGCACGGGAACGGCGUAGAAGCGGAGAAGCCCGCCGCAGGCCCGUCAAACGGAAGCGCGCACACCGCCGGCGACGCCACGCCCCUAGCAGAAGAGCCCAAGCCCCUCGCCGACGAGCCCAAGCCCCUCUCCGCCGACCCCUCACCUCUCGACCCGCACGACUCCCCCUCCGACGCCGCCGCGGAGCCCGGCACGAACCCGCACGCGAUCGACUCCCACACCGCCUCCACGACCGCCUCCAUCGCGCGCGCGCACCGCCCGCACUCGCACUCCGUCUCCUCGUCCUCCGUCACGGCCGCGGACGUCGCCAAGCGGCUCAACAUCGGCAAGGUCCAGCUCGACGCGACGGUCGAGGACGCGGGCGUCGCGGACUUCCAGCCGUAUAUACUCCAUAGGGCGCACGCGCCGUGUCCGAUUGCGAUGGUGAACCGCAAGCCGAGCGGUAAGCCGGGCCAUCGGGCGGAUAAUCCGCAGGAUCUGGCGUGGUUGAGCGCGGUGAGGAAUGCGCGGAAGAGUAUUUUUGUGCAGACGCCGACGUUUAAUGCGGCGCCGCUGAUACCCGCUACACUCGACGCGUGCAGGCGCGGCGUGGAAGUGACGCUCUUCCUCGACCUCGGCUUCAACGACCAAGGCGAGCAAAUCCCCUUCCAGGGCGGCACGAACGAGAUGGUCGUGCACCGGAUGUACCGCAAGCUGAACGCCGAGAAGCGCGGGCACGAGAAGAAUCUGAAGGUGUAUUGGUACACGGGCAAAGACCAGCAUCGGCCGAUCAGCGCGGCGGCGAAGAAGAGGAACUGUCAUGUGAAGUUUAUGGCCGUCGACGACCAGAUCGCGAUAUUCGGCAACGGGAACCAAGACACCCAGUCCUGGUUCCACAGCAUGGAAAUAAACGUCCUCGUCGACUCGCCGCCCCUAGUCCGCGAAUGGCUCGCGGGCAUCAGCGCGAACCAGAACACGGCGAUGUACGGGCGCGUGAGCGACGCCGACGGGAUAUGGCGCGACGGCGACGAGGUGCUGCAGGCGAGCGGGGUGAAGCCCGCGAGCGUGGUCACGUGGGGGAAGAGCAUCGCCGGGGCUACGGAGAAGUUCUUUUCGCCGGGGCAGGGGCCUGCGAAGUGA
Messenger RNA from Peniophora sp. CBMAI 1063, 2421 nucleotides. The record is from the annotation of a GenBank genome assembly. NCBI's taxonomy places the organism in Eukaryota, Fungi, Basidiomycota, Agaricomycetes, Russulales, Peniophoraceae.